AUGCCUGGGGGCCCAAGGCCUCCCCUUAACGAGACAGUUGCUGCGCCCGCUCCUCCUGCUGCGCCCGCCCCUCCUGCAGUCCUGCUCCCCCCGCUUCUAAGAAGCGGAAGAGUUGUGACACUUGUGGAAAUUUCCACACCGGAGGAUGCUGGCCCUUCUGCCAGUAAUGUGGCCGCCGGCACGCCGGCAAAUGCCGCCCUGCCGCCACCAUCGGUGGUCAACAAUUACACUUUCAAUGGUGAUGGUCAUACCCUCCUCUGA
Molecule: messenger RNA, 261 nt
Organism: Aspergillus thermomutatus
Lineage: Eukaryota; Fungi; Ascomycota; Eurotiomycetes; Eurotiales; Aspergillaceae
Exons: 3
Coding region: 1-261 (86 amino acids)
Source: RefSeq, a predicted model, not a curated record